GUAUUAUUGUUUUCAGGACAUUGACUUGUGACAAAAGGAUGCCUGGAUCACUUGGCUACGAGGAACAUGAUGCCAACACCUUUGCUUCAUGGGCUUAUUUCAAUGCACCUGACGGAGACGAGCCUCUGGCUUUGGACAUGGGGAGUAUGGGAAAAGGUCAAGUAUGGAUUAAUGGUCAGAGCAUUGGAAGAUAUUGGACAGCGUUCGCAACUGGUAAUUGCAAUGGACAUGGGGAGUAUGGGAAAAGGUCUCUUUGCUUGAUCAAGCACAAGGCUGAUGCUUGGUGAAAAGAACGAUCAAGCACAAGGCUAAUGCUUCAAAACCAUAUAUAUUCCUUCAAGUUUUAGGAUUUUUUUGGAUUCCUUCAUUGAUUUUCCUUUUAAUUUUUGUUCAAUUACUUAUUGGUUUUCAAUGGAUGGAUGUUUAAAACUUGUCUCAAUUAAUGUUUUGAAUGGAA
Messenger RNA from Camellia sinensis, 457 nucleotides. The record is from RefSeq and is a predicted model, not a curated record. Lineage: Eukaryota; Viridiplantae; Streptophyta; Magnoliopsida; Ericales; Theaceae.